AUGGGCGCCUAUCUCUAUGGGCGCCUAUCUCUAGGGGCGCCUAUCUCUAUGGGCGCCCACUCUAUGGGCGCCUAUCUCUAUGGGCGCCUCGCGCCUAUCUAUAGAGGCGCCUAUCUCUGGGCGCCUAUCUCUAGGGGCGCCUACCUUUAUGGGCGCCAAUCUCUAGGGGCGCCUAUCUCUAUGGGCGCCUAUCUCUAUGGGCGCCUAUCUCUAUGGGCGCUUAUCUCUUUGGGCGCCUAUCUCUAUGGGCUCCUAUCUCUAUGGGCGCCUAUCUCUAGGGGCGACUAUCUCUGGGGCGCCUAUCUCUAUGGGCGCCUAUCUCUAUGGGCGCCUAUCUCUAUGGGCGCCUAUCUCUAUGGGUGCCUAUCUCUUUGGGCGCCUAUCUCUUUGGGCGCCUAUCUCUAUGGGCGCCUAUCUCUAUGGGCGCCUAUCUCUAUGGGCGCCUAUCUCUAUGGGCGCCUAUCUCUAGGGGCGCCUAUCUCUAGGGGCGCCUAUCUCUAUGGGCGCCUAUCUCUAUGGGCGCCUAUCUCUAGGGGCGCCUAUCUCUUUGGGCGCCUAUCUCUAUGGGCGCCUAUCUCUAUGGGCGCCUAUCUCUAUGGGCGCCUAUCUCUAUGGGCGCCUAUCUCUAUGGGCGCCUAUCUCUAUGGGCGCCUAUCUCUAUGGGCGCCUAUCUCUAUGGGCGCCUAUCUCUAG
Molecule: messenger RNA, 693 nt
Organism: Closterium sp. NIES-65
Lineage: Eukaryota; Viridiplantae; Streptophyta; Zygnematophyceae; Desmidiales; Closteriaceae
Source: the annotation of a GenBank genome assembly